ACUUAGCAUGAAACAAACCUAGGCCUUAGCUCUAAUAAAAGUUAAUACAGAAAACAAUGAAAAUGCUAAGAUUUUUAGGCAUAUACAGUUUCAUAAAACUCAAGUCAAUGUCUAAUUUAAACUACUGUGGCCUAAAUUUUUCAAGAGCAUACAGUUUUUAUUUGAUUGGCUUAAACCUAAAAUCAACUGUAGGAUUAAUUGUUCAACCCAGAUGUAUACACUUGGAUAUUAGCAGGAGGAUAACAUCUGCCGAGGUGUCUACUCUGAGUGGAAAGAGCUUAGCGGAGAUGAAGUUUGAAUAUCCAGCAGCUAGACGUGACGAGAGUGUUGUUGAUAACUACCACGGAGUCCAGAUCAGAGAUCCAUACAGGUGGCUGGAAGACCCUGAUAGUGAUGAAACCAAAAAAUUUGUGGACGCACAAAAUGCCAUCACUCAACCGUUCCUGGAGAAAUGUCAAUAUCGAACAAAAAUAAAUGAAUAUCUCACAAAAUACUGGAACUAUCCAAAAUAUUCUUGUCCCUACCGGCACGGAAAUAAGUUCUUCUUCUACAAAAACAGCGGUCUACAAAACCAAAGUGUUCUCUAUGUACAAAACUCACUGGAGGAUGAACCGAAGGUAUUUUUGGAUCCUAACACUUUGUCUGAAGAUGGAACUGUCGCUUUGUCGGGUAAAGCAUUUUCUGAAGAUGACAAGUUACUUGCGUACGGAUUGAGUCAGUGUGGAUCAGAUUGGAUCACGAUCCACUUCAAGGAUAUUGAAACUGGUGAGAACUUCCCAGAGGUUUUGGAGAAAGUGAAAUGUUCGAGUAUGACUUGGACUCACGAUAAUAAAGGAAUAUUUUAUGGGAGAUAUCCAGACCAAGUGGGGAAGAUUUCUGGUUCUGAGACGGAGUGCAGUAAGAACCAGAAGCUGUACUACCACACUCUAGGUACUCCACAAUCCCAGGACGUGCUGGUGGCAGAGUUCCCUGAGGAACCAUCCAUCAUUAUUGGUGCUGACGUUAGUGACUGUGGCAGAUGGCUUUUUAUCACUCCUAGAAAGGAUUGCAAAGACAACCUAUUGUAUUUUGCUGAUCUCCAUUCUUUACCUGAUGGGAAAAUCACAGGAAAAUUAAAAUUGACUCCAAUAAUCACCAAAUUUGAGGCUGAUUAUGAGUACAUCACCAACGACGGACCAGUGUGCGUGUUCCGUACCAACAAGGACGCUCCCAACUACCGUCUGAUCAAGAUCAACAUGGAAUGUCCUUCCCAGGACAAGUGGGAAACUCUGGUCGCUCAACACACUAAUGACGUCCUGGACUGGGCGACGGCUGCGGCCAACGACAAACUGGUGCUGUGCUACAUUCACGACGUCAAGAAUAUUCUCCAAGUACACGACCUGACGACAGGUCAGCUAGUGAAGGCUCUGCCGCUAGAGAUGGGGACCAUCACUGGUUACUCAGGCAAGCGGAAGUACGAGGAGAUCUUCUAUCAGUUCACGUCAUUCCUCAGUCCUGGCAUCAUCUACAGAUGUGACUUGUCCAAGGAUCAACUGACUCCUUCGGUUUUCCGAGAGAUGAAAGUGGCAGGCUUCAAUGCAUCUCAGUAUGAAACCAGACAAGUGUUUUAUACCAGUAAAGAUGGAACCAAAGUACCAAUGUUUAUAAUACAUAGAAAGGGAAUUGUAAAGAAUGGAAAGAACCCUGUACUAUUGUACGGUUACGGAGGUUUUAACGUGAGUCUCCAGCCAUCCUUCAGUGUUACCAGAUUAGUGUUUAUCCAUCAUCUCAACGGAAUUCUUGCUGUGCCAAACCUUAGGGGCGGAGGGGAGUACGGAGAGCGCUGGCACGACUCUGGUCGGUUGUUCAACAAGCAGAAUGUGUUUGACGACUUCCACUCGGCUGGGGAGUUCCUGAUCAAGGAUGGCUACACGAGCAGUGAGCAGCUGGCUAUACAGGGUGGCUCCAACGGUGGCCUGCUAGUAGCCGCUUGCAUCAACCAGCGACCAGACCUGUAUAAGGCUGCGGUGAUACAAGUAGGAGUGUUAGACAUGUUGAGAUUCCACAAGUUCACCAUCGGCUGUCUGUGGGUGUCAGACUACGGCAGCUCUGAUGAUCCUAAACACUUCAGCAACUUGCUCAAGUACUCUCCCCUCCACAACAUCAAAGAACCACCAGGAGAUGUGCAGUACCCGGCCACUCUGUUGAUGACGGCAGACCAUGAUGACAGGGUGGUGCCUCUACAUUCACUCAAGUUUACAGCCUCACUACAGCACGCUCUCAGCGACUGCAAUAAACAGACAAAUCCACUUCUUAUCCGCAUUGAAACCAAAGCUGGCCAUGGAAGGGGAAAACCUACAGCAAAAGUGAUUGAAGAGAGUACAGACAUGCUGUGCUUCCUUCAAUUAACUCUUGGAAUGACAUUCACCGACUAAACAGAACUACUGACUUGUACUGUCCUUUCUAUGGUUUAUUAAAAGUAUUUAUAUUGUCAAUUAUAAA
Macrosteles quadrilineatus (aster leafhopper) is the source of this 2481-nucleotide messenger RNA. RefSeq names its product prolyl endopeptidase. The transcript has 16 exons. The record is from RefSeq and is a predicted model, not a curated record. Lineage: Eukaryota; Metazoa; Arthropoda; Insecta; Hemiptera; Cicadellidae. Gene Ontology annotation, biological process: proteolysis. The coding region runs from base 57 to 2414 and encodes 785 amino acids. Gene Ontology annotation, molecular function: serine-type endopeptidase activity; oligopeptidase activity. Gene Ontology annotation, cellular component: cytosol.